AAGGUGGCCGGCCUGGUGCUGCUUCUGCUCCUCAAGUAUCGCACCAAGCAGCUGACCACAUGGGCGGAGAUGCUGGCGGCGGUUAGCCAAGGUGACCAGGACCGCUUCCCCGUGAUCUUCCGCCGAGCCUGCGAGUAUCUGCAGCUGGUCUUUGGAGUCGACGUGAAGGAAGUGGACCCCCGCGAGCGCUCCUACGUCCUGGUCAGCAUCCUGGGCCUCAGCUGCGAUGGGACGCCGAGUGGUAGGGUCGGCAUGCCCAAGACCAGCCUCCUGGUGCUGGUCCUGUGGGUGAUCCUCCUGGAGGACGACCGUGCCCCUGAGGAGGCGGUGUGGGAAGCGCUGGGGCUCAUGGGGGUGUAUGCCGGCAGGGAGCAUGUAUUCUAUGGGGAGCCCAGGGAGCUGCUGACCCAAGUCUGGGUGCAGGAAGGGUACCUGGAGUACCGGCAGGUGCCCGGCAGCGAGCCCGCACGCUACGAGUUCCUGUGGGGUCCCAGGGCCCACGCAGAAACCAGCGGCGUGCAAGUGCUGCAGUACAUGCUCGCGGUCAACAGCAGGCAGCCCGGGUCUCCGUGUCUGUCCGAAGAGGCUGUGAGCCAUGAGGAAGAGCGGGCCUGAGCCCGAGGG
Herpailurus yagouaroundi (jaguarundi) is the source of this 624-nucleotide messenger RNA. RefSeq names its product melanoma-associated antigen 9-like. The annotation marks the transcript as partial. NCBI's taxonomy places the organism in Eukaryota, Metazoa, Chordata, Mammalia, Carnivora, Felidae. Gene Ontology annotation, biological process: negative regulation of transcription by RNA polymerase II. The record is from RefSeq and is a predicted model, not a curated record. The transcript has a single exon. Gene Ontology annotation, cellular component: nucleus.